GUCUGUUCUCUUACAGCUACUGAUAUAUCUGCCCAUCUGGCCCAUAGCAGUGGCUCGUGAGAAUUACACCAACGCUGUCAAUGAGAAGUCGACUCUCCAGCUUGAGUGCGCUUACGUUGUCCUUGACUUCUGUUUGAUAUUAUUCGAGGGACGACCCCGAACCAGAGCUACCUUUUUCCUUUGUCGUCAUCUCGGUGCGUUUCGAUUUACUCUGAGACACCACACAUCAGUGCCUAAACGUCAGCCCUUUGCUAGUGCUCAGUUGAGAAAAGUGCCGAAGACAGGUCUCCGACCAGACAGGCCCAUGAAGUCUAUAUUCACUUGCCAGUCUAAGUGCAACUCUACACUGCCUCUGCCUUUCAAUGAGCCCAUAGCAGAAUUGGCUCACUUUCUUGGAUGUACUACCUUUCAUAUAAAUCCUAAACAACUCCAUCCUACCACAUACGACCAUAGGGUGUGGAAAACAGGGCUUCCCGUCCGCUCAGCCGUACUUAAGCCACACGCCGGCCGGUUAGUAGUUGGGUGGGUGACCACCAGCGAAUCCCGGCUGUUGUAUGUUUUUUCCUCACCUGGUCUUUUCUUUUUUACUUUAUUAUAUGCCAUUGCUGUCCUUGCUGAAACCUUUAAGGCAGAUGCAGCUGCUGUCAGAAUCUAUGCUGCCCCUUAA
Molecule: messenger RNA, 667 nt
Organism: Aspergillus novofumigatus IBT 16806
Lineage: Eukaryota; Fungi; Ascomycota; Eurotiomycetes; Eurotiales; Aspergillaceae
Source: the annotation of a RefSeq genome assembly